GUUUUCCUUCUUCUUACAGGACAUGUACCUGAAUGCUGGUGGUGUGACCGUAUCGUAUUUCGAGUGGCUGAAGAAUCUCAAUCAUGUCAGUUAUGGCAGACUGACCUUCAAGUACGAGAGAGACUCCAACUACCACCUUCUCAUGUCUGUGCAGGAGAGUUUAGAGAGGAAGUUUGGAAAGCAGGGAGGACCCAUCCCCAUCGUUCCUACUGCUGAUUUCCAGGCCAGAAUUGCUGGCGCCUCAGAGAAGGACAUCGUUCACUCUGGGCUGGCUUACACGAUGGAGCGAUCUGCCCGGCAAAUCAUGCGCACAGCCAGCAAGUACAACCUGGGUCUGGACCUGCGGACGGCCGCCUACGUCAACGCCAUCGAGAAGGUCUUCAAGGUCUACAACGAAGCUGGGCUCACCUUCACAUAAACGGCCCCUCCUGAACGUGCACUGUUCUCCUCUUCCUCCGCUCUUCAUCCCUCUCUCCAGCUUCCCUCUACCUCCUCAAACAGCCUUCUGAACAUAUCACUGUUUACCACACAUGCAUCCACAGCCGUGCGUUUUCCCCUGCGAUAUUUGUGCAGCCGUAGAGAAGCCGCCCUGUUCUUGUUCCCGCCUGAAGUUAACCUGAGUUGGAGCGGAGAUCUGUGUUUGUAAAGAAGCGAAGGACUCUGUCGCUCCUUCCGCAGUCAGAUUAACGUUAAUGUUUUCUUUUGGCAGCCAUGUUUUCUUUUGGCAGCCAUAUUCACGGCGUACAUGUCGUAGUUGCUGGAUGCACGCGUGACCUGCGUGUUGCAGCCGUUUCUGUUGACAGCACUGCUGAUGCCUUAUUUCAGAAAGACGUCAGACCUUAAAAGGGAACUGACCACUCUAGACUAAUGUUGAUUAAAAGGGAUUUAGGUUUAACUCCAUUAGCAAGAUUAGUCAUUUUAAUCUUUCUGAUGAAAAGAUUAGGGAUAAGGUUUCUAAAUUUUACGAAAUUUUUAUUUCAUAAGUGUUUUUACUGUCCUCUUCUUGAUUCUUGAGCUUUCUCUGUUGCUUUAGCUUAAGUGCAGCUUCCCCCGACUCCUCCGCCGGCCGCUAAGGAGGAGCGGAGGUGGGCGAGCAGUCACUGUGAUCGCCCUGUUAGAGUUCUCCUCAGUUUAACCGUCCUGUUCUGCUGCAACGAAAAGAAUUUUGGAGGAAAUUACUUUUUAUUUUUAUUGCAUUCAGUUUUUUUUUUGGAAAACAAAUAAAAUGUUCAUAAAAAGUC
Fundulus heteroclitus (mummichog) is the source of this 1241-nucleotide messenger RNA. Its product is annotated as glutamate dehydrogenase, mitochondrial-like. Gene Ontology annotation, biological process: L-glutamate catabolic process. Bases 23 to 418 code for a protein of 131 amino acids. The record is from RefSeq and is a predicted model, not a curated record. The transcript is spliced from 4 exons. NCBI's taxonomy places the organism in Eukaryota, Metazoa, Chordata, Actinopteri, Cyprinodontiformes, Fundulidae. Gene Ontology annotation, cellular component: mitochondrion. Gene Ontology annotation, molecular function: L-glutamate dehydrogenase (NAD+) activity.